Gossypium raimondii (Peruvian cotton) is the source of this 621-nucleotide messenger RNA. RefSeq lists its product as uncharacterized. The transcript is spliced from 4 exons. Bases 1 to 621 code for a protein of 206 amino acids. The record is from RefSeq and is a predicted model, not a curated record. Lineage: Eukaryota; Viridiplantae; Streptophyta; Magnoliopsida; Malvales; Malvaceae.
AUGGCCACUGAUCUAAUUGCACCUGAAGAUCCUUUUUUUAGCUCAAUACCCGAAAAAAUACGUAAAGAUUCUAGAUAUAUGCCGCAUUUUAAGGAUUGCAUAGGUGCAAUUGAUGGUACUCACAUUGCGGCUAUUCUUCCACCAAAUGAACAAAUUCCCUAUAUUGGAAGAAAAUGUAUCCCGACUCAAAAUGUUAUGGCAGUAUGUGAUUUUAAUAUGUGUUUCACAUUUGUCAUGGUUGGAUGGGAAGGAUCGGCACAUGACACUAGAAUAUUUCUUGAUGCAAUUCGAGAUCCAAAAUACAAAUUUCCGCACCCACCAAAUGGAAAAUAUUAUCUUGUUGAUUCUGGAUAUCCUCAAAUGAAAGGUUAUCUUGGACCAUAUAAAGGUCAGCGAUAUCAUUUACCUGACUUUCGUAGAGGUAGACCGAUAUCUGGUAAAGAAGAGAUAUUCAAUCAUUCACAUUCAUCAUUACGUAGUAUGAUUGAACGAACUUUUGGUGUUUUGAAAAAAAAAUGGCUAUGUUGUGGGCUUUUAUACGGGGAGACAAGAUUGCUUACGUGUUUAGAGACUACUGACGGUGAUAUUAUAUCCGAUUAUCUUACAGUAAUAAUGAUGUGA